UCGGCCUUCCUCCUUCCGACCUGAAGGCUGCUUCCCAAGCGCGGGACGCCGCUGACGUCUGUUAUUCGGAUUUCGCUGCGCCGUUUUGGUUCGGGAGCCCGUUGGCGUCGGCGACGGUGACGAGAAGCCCCGAGACAAGUUGCUGUGGGAGAAGAAAACUUUUCAUCUGCAUUUUUAUGUUCAGUGCCUGGGUCUCUGCAAACUAAACUGACAGCAGAUUAACAGGAGAAAAAGGAUUAUUUCAUAUGCAAAUGGUGGGCAUCACAGAAAUGAAAUGAAAACUCCAAAGAAGCAGUUUGUCCUGAGAGCAUAUAUACCAUUUAAACAAAGAGCCGUAAAUUGUGAAAAUGUGCCAAGAUGAAGGAAAAAGGAGUUUGAAUUUCUGAAGGCAGUAGAUUGGGGGAAGAGUUAAUUGAGAGUUGGAGGCAAACUUGCUGAAGAUGAAGAAUAUGCAAUAUUAGAGGAGAUUUUUUUCUUUUUCCUUUGAAAAGUCUCAUUUGUUUGGUGGCUUGCCUCUAGUUACCAUUUUUUUCAGUUGAAUCUCUUUGCUUCAUCAGAAAUGAUUUUUACAAUCUCAAGAAAAAAUAUGUCCCAGAAAUUGAGUUUACUGUUGCUUAUAUUUGGACUCAUUUGGGGAUUGAUGUUACUGCAUUAUACAUUUCAACAACCAAGACAUCAAAGCAGUGUCAAGUUACGUGAACAAAUACUAGAUUUAAGCAAAAGAUAUGUUAAAGCUCUAGCAGAGGAAAAUAAGAACACAGUGGAUGUCGAGAAUGGCGCUUCUAUGGCAGGAUAUGCGGAUCUGAAAAGAACAAUUGCUGUCCUUUUGGAUGACAUUUUACAACGUUUGGUAAAGCUGGAGAACAAAGUUGACUAUAUUGUUGUGAACGGCUCAGCAACCAACACUACCAAUGGUACUAGUGGGAGUCUGGUGCCGGUGACGACAAAUAAAAGGAUAAAUGCAUCCGGCAGCAUUAGAUAGCAGUUGAAGAUCACCUUGUGCUGCUACAUUAACCAUGGAAUAUAUUCUAAUGGCAGAAAAGCUUUUCAGUUGCUGGCUAGGAUAGAGUAAUACUUUACAAUAAAAGCUCUAUGCAUUUUCAAGGAAUAUGCUGGAGUCAUGGAACUCUGAUUCUGUAUAUAAAUUUUAAAAUAUAUUACUUUGCUUUCAGGCACAUCUCUUCAAUGCUGUACUAUAUCCUUAAAGGGAAUUUGGGAACAUGGUUGAUGUAGUGAGCAGGUAGGUGAUCUUUGUAUAAAUCUGUGUUUGAGAUCAAUCUGAAACAAUAACACUGAAAGACAUAGGUUCAUUUCUAUAAAAUAUUUAUUUAAAUAUAUAACAUAUUUUUCAGAUAGGUGAAGAAUAUUGUUAUUGAAUCAUUCUGUCAUUUGUUCUCAAUAGGUGUGACUGUUGGACUAAUGCUAUUAGAAAAUGUGCUUAUUUCCAUUAUUCAGAUAAUGAACAUAGAAAGGAAAUAUAAUGUUGAAAAUAAUGUUUUGAAGACAUGACCCAAAGAAUGUGUUCAUUUGCACUAUUCCUUUAGAAGAUCUGGAGGUUAAUUAUUGUAUAUUUAAAAAAAUUACAUUUGUAAGAGUAUAAUCUUGAAAUGGGUAGUAGCCACUGUCCGUAACCUAAACAUUGGGACAAUUAAAUAACAUUAAAAGAGUAAUCUCUAAGCUCAUAUAUAGCAUUUUCUUGUAUACUUAUGUUCUGAAGAAUAAAGGAUAUUUUUAUGAUAUUAAAUAAAUAUUAAUUCAUGAUUGUUCAUAUACAUGAAUGUUAAUUUAAAAGUGUAACCCUUUGAGUGAUUAUGCUGUCAAGAAAGCACAUUAUUUCCAUAUUUGGGUAAUUUUUACUUCUCUUAUGUUGACAAGAGAGUGGGAAACUGAGAUAUUUGUGAGACUAGGACUUUUAAGGACUUUAGCCAGAUGUAUAUAAUAAAGGUAUUUGUGUUACAUUAAAUUGCUUGGAAAAUGUUAACAUUAUACUAUGUAGAGUAUCCUGCUUUAUGAAAUUUUGAAUUUGUAUAACAGAUACACUAGAUAUUCAUUUUAUAUAAUGACCACUUAAAAAUAAGAACAUUUAAAAUGUAAUUUAAAUUAUAAAGAUGGACUAUCUUUUCAGGAAAACAGCUAUUGUAUAUAGCACAAGAGAUCCUAAUCUUGGAUUAUUCUAAUAAUAGAGCAAAGUACACCUUUAUUUAAAUUUCCCUUGUAGCAAAUUUAAUUGCCAUAAGGUGCCCUAUGUUUCAUAGUAUUUAUUCUGCUAGCUUCUGCAGUUAGACUGUGUUGAAUUUAGUUUUGGUUAUUGUUCAUUAUUAUGGUAUGCUGCCACAAGUAGUAGCAGUUAUUAUCAUGUUUUAUAAAAGUAAGUAUGAGAAAAUAUUGGUUCAUGAAAGCUAGCUUUCCAAACUCUUCCCUGUACCUUAUCUCUUAAAGAAAUUAUUUACAUACCCUUCCCAGGUGAAGUUUGGAAUAAUUGUUCAGUCUGUCUUAUUAGAUGUGGACAUUUUGGUAUUUGUUUUCAGGGAUGAAAUAAAAUAUACUAUUUGUACCUUAAA
This is a messenger RNA of Sus scrofa (pig), 2561 nucleotides long. RefSeq names its product coiled-coil domain containing 126 (gene CCDC126). Lineage: Eukaryota; Metazoa; Chordata; Mammalia; Artiodactyla; Suidae. The record is from RefSeq and is a predicted model, not a curated record. Gene Ontology annotation, cellular component: membrane.